Bacillus rossius redtenbacheri is the source of this 610-nucleotide messenger RNA. RefSeq lists its product as uncharacterized. Lineage: Eukaryota; Metazoa; Arthropoda; Insecta; Phasmatodea; Bacillidae. Bases 135 to 446 code for a protein of 103 amino acids. Gene Ontology annotation, biological process: negative regulation of biosynthetic process. The transcript is spliced from 4 exons. The record is from RefSeq and is a predicted model, not a curated record.
GUUCUGCUUCUGGGAGUGGUGGGGAUGGUAUCCGAGAAAUGGGAAUGUUCUUGAAUUGUGUUGUAUUGUAAUACGUUUGUAAAAAGAGUUUUAUGUGGAUGAACCGACUUUAUCUGUGACCGAAGUAGGCAUCCAUGCCGUACAUUCUGGUGCGGGGUAAUCUUGCAUCCUACGGUCACAAACAUCCCUGGAGAGUACUCGUAUCUGGUCUCAAAGCGUCCGACAUCGACCAGUUGAAGGGCUUUGCGUCCGGGGGCUACUGCGACGAGUCGACCAUAGUGUACCUGCAGCACCCGUGCGUGAUCCUCACGGCCCUCGAGGUGCUGGACUACCGCGUGGUCGCCUCCUCCUCCACGGCCGUGAAGCAGGACUACAACGAGUACAUGUGGACCAUGAGGAAGGAGUUCUCCGAGCCGGAGCCGCACGCCGCCAAGCCAGGCUACUAGGUGCGGGGCUGCUGUGAUGUCCACCUACUACUACGUGUCGGUGAAGGGUUCGCUGCACUCGAGCGACUGCUGCGUGUUCGGGCUGAUCCCCCAGGAGAUCCAGGCCAUCAGCAAGCGCUUCCCCAGCCCCACCGUCGAGGUGCUCAACGGCAUCAGCGUCAAGU